Pan troglodytes (chimpanzee) is the source of this 7178-nucleotide messenger RNA. It is a transcript of the gene STX17, whose product is annotated as syntaxin 17. The transcript is spliced from 8 exons. Gene Ontology annotation, molecular function: SNAP receptor activity; SNARE binding. Gene Ontology annotation, biological process: exocytosis; intracellular protein transport; vesicle fusion. Gene Ontology annotation, cellular component: SNARE complex; autophagosome membrane; plasma membrane. The record is from RefSeq and is a predicted model, not a curated record. Lineage: Eukaryota; Metazoa; Chordata; Mammalia; Primates; Hominidae. Bases 418 to 1326 code for a protein of 302 amino acids.
UCUCUGGAGGCCGCCUUUGGGGGCGUCGGGCGCUCACAGGCUUGGUGGGCCUGGCGCCCGUGUGGCGCGCGCAAGAGGCGCUGGGCGGCAAGUAGGGCAUUGGAUCCGAAGCGCGAGCGCCAUGGUGGCUCCUCCUGUUUUUCAGAAGUGGCGGAGCCUCGCUUGGUUUCGUUUUUGGAAGCUUUAUUAGAAGCUGGUAUAGGGAGGCCGCAGACGAUGCGAGCAGGACGGCCUCCCGGGGUCGCGGGGUGGAAAAGUUUCCGGCGCGCGUCCUGUCUCUGGCGCGCUGUAGGCCCCGGGUCGCCAGGGUCGCUGGCGUCUGGGUCCCGGGACAGACCCGCGCAUCCGUUCGCUGGUUUUUCUAUAUGAGUGGAGAAGACAGCUGUUACCAGGGAGGUCAUACACCAUUUUUUUAGGAUGUCUGAAGAUGAAGAAAAAGUGAAAUUACGCCGUCUUGAACCAGCUAUCCAGAAAUUCAUUAAGAUAGUAAUCCCAACAGACCUGGAAAGGUUAAGAAAGCACCAGAUAAAUAUUGAGAAGUAUCAAAGGUGCAGAAUCUGGGACAAGUUGCAUGAAGAGCAUAUCAAUGCAGGACGUACAGUUCAGCAACUCCGAUCCAAUAUCCGAGAAAUUGAGAAACUUUGUUUGAAAGUCCGAAAGGAUGACCUAGUACUUCUGAAAAGAAUGAUAGAUCCUGUUAAAGAAGAAGCAUCAGCAGCAACAGCAGAAUUUCUCCAACUCCAUUUGGAAUCUGUAGAAGAACUUAAGAAGCAAUUUAAUGAUGAAGAAACUUUGCUACAGCCUCCUUUGACCAGAUCUAUGACUGUUGGUGGAGCAUUUCAUACUACUGAAGCUGAAGCUAGUUCUCAGAGUUUGACUCAGAUAUAUGCCUUACCUGAAAUUCCUCAAGAUCAAAAUGCUGCAGAAUCGUGGGAAACCUUAGAAGCGGACUUGAUUGAACUUAGCCAACUGGUCACUGACUUCUCUCUCCUAGUGAAUUCUCAGCAGGAGAAGAUUGACAGCAUUGCAGACCAUGUCAACAGUGCUGCUGUGAAUGUUGAAGAGGGAACCAAAAACUUAGGGAAGGCUGCAAAAUACAAGCUGGCAGCUCUGCCUGUGGCAGGUGCACUCAUCGGAGGAAUGGUAGGGGGUCCUAUUGGCCUCCUUGCAGGCUUCAAAGUGGCAGGAAUUGCAGCUGCACUUGGUGGUGGGGUGUUGGGCUUCACAGGUGGAAAAUUGAUACAAAGAAAGAAACAGAAAAUGAUGGAGAAGCUCACUUCCAGCUGUCCAGAUCUUCCCAGCCAAACUGACAAGAAAUGCAGUUAAAAACCAAACUUCAGUAUUAUUGGUGCCAACAUGUCUAUCCUGAGAACCUUUGCUGCUGUUGGACACUCCGUCACGUUUUGGAACACAAGUAUAUCAAGAUAGUGGCUACUGAUGUUCAAAUGGGAUUGAAGUGUGAUAAAUGGAUAUAUUUUGUUGUUUGCUGGGGUGUUCAUGGAGAUGUUAAGAGAUUGAGGCCCUGGGCUGAGGGUAUAUAAUGUAUGUCAGGUAAAGUUUGAAGACUGCCAAGGAGCAGAUUUUCUCCCUGGAAAUGUGAAAACUGAACCUAUAACUCUGAUAAGGACUUGAGAUGUGUAGAAACGUUGGGUUAUGGAAGACUAGUUUCUUCCAUAACCCUGAAUUGGAGACCUUAAUGCUAAGUGUAGAUUAUUGAGGUUUGUUAGCGAGGAAAAGAAUAAGAGUUCAGAAGCCUUUGUUACCAGAUAGCGAAAUCAGGGCCUAGUGAGGAGCACAGGUGGACUACAUAAUGGAGUCCAUUGGCGAACCCUAUUGCAAUUUGGUCCAACUAUAUCUUCUGGUGAAGGAAAUUAAUGAUGUAAGAAAAUGCAAGAGGCUCAACUUCUCUUCCAAAAAUCUUCUGGCUUCUGAACUCUUCCUCUGCCUCUCUUUAAAUAAAUAACACAGAAUUUCAAGUGGUAGGAGACUUAUUAAGCCAGUCACCAAGCUUGGUCUGUCAGCCUGUCUCCUAACACCUCAAAGAUCUUGUGCCCUGUGCCGUCCCUCCCUUGUAAUUAUGAAAAGUUCUUUGGUUUCUGGGGUGAAUUCUACCCAUGUAUAAUGAGGAAUUCUCUCAUAACCUUUUUUGUCUUGUCUGUCAUCUCUGUUCAUCCCUUCCUAUAACCUCUAGGUAAAAAGAAAAGAAAAAAAGAAAUUUCCAGAUAUUUUCAACAUUGUUAGAGUUUGGGCUAAAGUGAGCAAGGAGAAAAAAACCACCAAGAACAUUUCCUGGUUCCGGUUUUGAGGGGUGAUAUAUCUGCCAGAUAGGGGGUAUCUGACCCAGUCUUCUCUUCAGCUGGUCUCUGGGGGGAGCUGAGAACUCGCUUGCUACCUCACAUCCUUUUCCCCAGACUUUUUAUCUCCUCUGCAUCCCUUUGCUUUCUAUAGCUGGUGUUUCUUCCCCAAAAUGGCGUUCCCAUGCUUACCUUUCUCACAUUCUAGACAAUGAUGGACAAAGACCCAUGCAAGACUCAGACUCGGGGAAGGGUGUGGUGCUAAUCUCAACACCUGACAUUCACAGCAAGCAUGGUCCAGCCCAACCGCAUGUCUAUCUCAAACUGCAGAAAGGCUUUAAUAUUGGAAAAAAAGAAUUCAAGACUACAGGCAGCUCCCCUCUGUACCCCAACUCAUUUAAAAUAGGAGGAAUCACUUUUUGCCUUACUUACGCUUUUUUCUGAGCACAGGGAUGGGCACCUGCACCCCAGAAGGUGUGAGCUCUCUGCCAGGAGCUAAGGUUCAUUAGGGGAUUGGAUGGUUUAUCACUUCUUUCUUUCUGAGUUUACUUUUAGUAACUUUUAUUGAUGGCUACCUUUCAUGUCCCUGUCUAAAGAGACUUUCUCUUUCAUACGUCUUAAAUCUCAUCAAUGAAAUCCAGUGAAACAGCACCAUUUCUUAGUAUCAUUAAAUAACUAGAAAGUAUCAAGUAUUGCUCUCUGCUGCUUUAUAUCAUUAACAUAUUAAUAAUACCAAGAAGGAAAUACUUUGAAUAAGUGUCAGAUUCUGAUCCAGUAUUGGACACCUGUGAUAUUGGACACCUGUGAGGCUGGGAUAAUUACUUUUGAAUUACACCUCUUCUCUAGUUUCUGGACCUUGCUCUGUCCCUUUAACACAAGGUGGUCAAACCUGAAUGAGGAUCAGAACUCACCCAGGCACUUACUAAAGCAAGAUUCCUAAACCUCAGUUCCAGGGGUAAUUCUGACAUCACCCAUCCAGCAUAGUCAGCUGAAAUUAUAAAUCUAAGAUACAGUUACAUCAAGAUUCUGCUGUGUCAUUUAAUUCUGAAACUCCCAGUAUUCUACCCUUCUUCAUCACUGCAUAUUACCCCACUCUUCCAUCCCAAAUUGGCUGUCCUUUCAGCCCACCAACUUAGUGGCAGCACUAGGGAUUCAUUAUAAGGUAAGUCUGGUUUACAUAAAGACCUGAAGGAGGCCUGUAUUUGAAGCUCACACUUUGUAUUGAUAUCUCUCAUUUUUACUGAGCCAGUGUGGAAUACCACUGUAUGUACUCAUAUAAGCCCUUGACUUUUACUGCUCAUCAGGAUUGGAAUAUUACUCUAGCAGUCUUCACACACAGGCAAGUUACAGUCCUUUUAAAAAGUAUCUCAUUUCCCUAUAAUGGAACCUAAUAGCCAACUUUUUCAUAGAAAUUGCUAGAAGAGUUUGAGCAACUAUAAAUGAUAAAGUGUUUAUAAGCAUAGUCAGUGUGACACAGAAACCAAUCUUAAAAUUGAAUUUAAUGUUUUAUCAUAUCAGAUUAAAUAUUUUCUCCAAUUCAUGUCUUAUUUUUACUGCAACAAGUUAGAAAGUGGGAACACUUUGAUUAAUGUCUUAAAAUUUGUGGGCCCUCAUUUGGAUAAAGGCAGCAAUCCUAAGGACUUUUUUUUUUUUUUUAACAUAAUCUGAGAAUUUCUCUGUAGAGCAGAGAUUUUCAAACCUUUUGGCUGUAACCCACAGUAAAAAACGCAUUUAUAUCAAACCUUAGAAUAUGCUUAAUGAACAAUACUUACCAUUCUGAUGCUUUUUAUUGUUUCAGUUUUUAAAAUAUGCCAGUUGCAACGCACUAAAUUGAUAUCUACCAAUGGGUUACAACCCUUAGCUUGAAAAAAACACCCUCACAGAGGAACUGGUAUUUCUUGAAUACCUUCUGUUUGCCAGGCACUUCACCAGGCAUUUUACAAGUAAGGAAACUGAGCCUCAGAGAAAAUAAUUUGCGGAGGUUUACUCAACUACAAAGGGGUGAAGCCAGGAAUGUUAACUAGGUCUGUUGAGCUACAAAAACUUUUAUGUCUCUCAGACUAUACAGCCUCUAUACAAAAUUGAGAUGGGGGUCGGGGGCAGGGGCUCAUGCCUGCAAUCCCAGCACUUUGGGAGGCAGAGGCCAGAGGAUCACUUGAGCCCAGGAGUUUGAGAUCAGCCUGGGCAACAUAGUGAGACUCUGUCUGUAUGAAAAAAAUUAAGAAUUAGCUGGGUGUGGCAUAGUACACACCUGUGGUCCCAGCUACAUGGGAAGCUGAAGUGGGAGGAUCACUUGAACUCAGGAGCAGCCUUGGUGACAGAACAAGACCCUCUCUCAAAAAAAUAUAUAAAAAAAGGGGGGUUAUCCAUUCUGCUUUACCAAACAGGCUUUGAAAUGACACAUUCCAUUCAUUUGCAUCUUUUUAAAAAACUUCUGAUUCCUUACUGAGUGUCCAGCAGCCUCAGAGUUUUUAAUGGUAGCUGAUGCAGACAUAAACAGUGCUCAAUUUGGCCCUUAAACUAUAAAAUCAAGAAAGAGUAUUUCAAUCCCAUCCACCUGCCUGCAAGACUUCUUAAUGUUCACUGGUUAUAACCAUUGUUUAAACAGUGCUUUUUGUGUAAUUUAAAAAUAAACUUUAAUGCUUUUUAAAACAAAUUUAUCAUAAUUCAUAGAUCAAAUGAUUAUCCUUUAAAAUGAUACCCUUGGGAAAUCAUGUACUUACUGUAGUGAUGCUAGUAUUAAUAUUACUUAGACCAAUUUUGAAACUGUUCUUUCAGAAUUGCCUCCAAAGACAUUUUGCAGAUCAUCCCAGAAAAGGGGGUAUGAUGGUGCUGUGUAGAACUGACCAGAGUUCCUGGAGGAUUUUGAGGUUAUACUGAAACUGAGUGCUGUACAGGGAGAAUUGCAUGAGUCCAGAAACCUCCUUCUGUGGGCUGCCUGCCUUCCUGCCCUCCCUUAAGUGCUCUAAGAUUUUUGUACAGGAGUAAGAAUCAAAUACUGGUAACAUCAAUCACAAGAAGUUGAGGAAACCUGUAAUAUAGCUAGAUAAUAUAGAAUGUUUGUCUUCCAUUAGAGUGCAGAAACCAAACCAUGCUUAGUGUUAACCUUAAAUAUGAAAGGUGUUUCUCAGGGUCCCCUUUGUCCUUCGUUGCUGCCAUAUGAAAUCUUACAAGGAAGGAUGAGGAAAAGCCUGGGGGGAAGUUCUCCUCGGAAAUGAGGUGGUUUUUUUUGUUAUUAAGUAGAACGUGGCUGUGGUUCACAGGUACUUAACGAAUGUUAGAUGAUGUUCUUAAGUAAUCAGAGGCCUAAUAAAAGGCAGGGGAGUUUCUCUUCUAGCCUAAAUUAAUAUUAAAAGUUCAGGGGUAUUUUUUGUUUUUAAAUUAAUACUUUAUUGUUUUUAACAGGUGGUUCUCACAAUUUACAUUCAUUAAUUUGAUGCCCUUUUACAAAGAAACUUCUUAGGUAUUAUAAACCAUCAAUGUAAAGGAUCCACAUGGUAUGUAUCCACAUUGCUACUCUCAAAUAGAAAUGGGAGAUAAGAAAUACAUCUGUGCAAUAUUAAAUUGAAAAACCCAUAAAAAGUGUCAAAGGCAAAUAAUUUGCUCUAGAUCACAAAACUAGUUAGCACAAGAGCUAGGAUUAUAACCAGGGUCUAGAAAAAAAAUCCUGAAGGUAAUUUAACUGAGUGUUAUGCCAUAUCAAGUUACCUGCUAAGGCUCAUGGUCUUUCAGACUAGCUUCAACAUUCCAAAUCAGGCAGUAGCUACAAUGGAAAGGUAAUUGGACGGGGAAUCCUGAGAUCAGAGUCCUAGUUUGGCUUUGUCUCUUGUAGCAAGAUUUUUUAAAUCAGGGGCAGCUGUCUUCUCCCAUCCCAGCCAUGAAUCUUUCAACCUUAGUGGUCACCAACUUGACUCCAUUCCUUAUAUCAAGCCUUGUCCUGUCAAUUCUCCCUUAAAUGUUAGUUGCAUCCAUUUCUAAAUAUAUCCAUGGCCAUCACUCUAGUAAAAAGACUAUUACCUCACACCCCGCACUUGAUCUUCCCCCAACUUUAAGUGGCUCAGUUCCUCAUAUCACUGCCACAAGAAUUAACAACCAUGUCCAUCUUUCAUUUUUGUGCUGAAAGAUUUUCAGUGGUUCCCACUGAAUACCAAAUAAAGUUCGAAUCCCUUAGAUUGGCAUUCACAGCCUUCUACGUUCUGGCCCCAGCUUUAUCUCUUGAAACUCACUACUCACCAUCUGACAAUGCCACUAAAAAUCCACAAGAGUGAUUUUAAGGUUUUUCUAUGGUGAAGGUUCAAACUGGUAAUAAACCAUGUUUACAUUUUUCUGGUCUAAAAUAAUUUCUAUAUUACUUUAUAAUAGUCAGCUGGGGGUUAUUUAAGCUCUUGGACAAGCCUAAAACUUGUAUGCUGAAGAAAAUAUUUUUUUCCACCAGAAGAAAUUGCAUUCAAUUUCUUAACCUUCAAAACAAUGUCAGUGUUGUCACCUGUGCAUUUGAUAGCCACAGCACAAGUAUUCUUCAGGAGCAUAAAUCCUCCAGCCUUGAAUGGACCAUUGUCCAGCUCCUGUGAAAAACUUAAUAUUUGAGAAAGACAUUCAAUGGUACAUGUUUUCUGUACACUUCACGAGUAGUUGAGAUUUUCUUACAUUAAGGUUAAUCACUAAAAAGAUGUUUACUUGGGUUUCGUUAACUAAACCCCCUAAAGAUGUUUUCCAUUUUAUUGUUAAACACUUGGUGUUGGCAAGGGUCAGCACGAGAAAAGGCCCAAUGGCAAGAAUUUCUGCAAAUUCUGUAAAGCUUACUGAAUUCAUUUGUCAUUUAUUACGUUGCUGAGUGGUGCUUGAAUAAGGAAACAUGCAAUAAAUUUACUUAUUUAACCAACA